ACACACCACACACACACACACACACACGCGCACACACAUACACACAGCGCUCAGUCGCUGAAGUUCAAAAGACAGAAACGGAAAAUUUUACAGCUACAAAACUCUUUCUUCAGGAUGAUCUUGCCGAUUUUUCUCGCUCUUCUUUGGACCUGUCCUGGAUCUGCGUCUAAAUUCAACACAAAUAUAAAGUGUGUGGUGAUUAAUCUGGAGUAUGUAAACUGCACGUGGGACGAAGACGGGCUUCCUCAGGAGAAUUACACUUUCAGAAGCAGAUAUGAAGUGGGUAAUGAGGCUGAAUGCCCGACAUACCUAAAGGUCAAUGAUCUCAACGUGGGCUGCAGAGUUUCAUACAGCGAAGAGAAGCUGAACAGAUUUGAUGUCCUGCACGCUCAGCUGUACAGCGCUAACGGCAGUGUAGUGGCUGAACAUCGCCGUAACCUCAUUGACAUGGUGAAGCUGGAUCCUCCGUAUGACCUCAAGGUGGAGAUAAAGGACCCUGAGCUUUGGCUUUACUGGAAAAGCAGCAGUAAAACCAAACUGACCUGUAAACGUAGUCAAGUUCGGUACAAGAUCAACCACAAAGACUGGCAGCUUCAGAGCGAAAGCCCUGAGAGGAACUCCUUCACUCUGCCGUUCCCGAGCGCUCAGAGCCGGUACGAGUUCCAGGUGAGGGUGCGGAUGUCUGAUGUCUGCGGCAACUCUGAGAUUUGGAGCGCCUGGAGCGAGUCGGUGUACUGGGGCUCCAUGAAGGACGUCAACGACACAGGAUUUCAUAAUGUGUCAGAUGUUUUCAGUGGUGACCGGUCUGGACUGCAGGCAGAGACGCGCUCCGGUUCUUCGGCCGCUCUGAUGGUUCUGUACACGGCCGGAGCUGCUGUGGUCCUCAUCAUACUGUCCUGUCUGCUUGUCCACAGCGAGAGGCUGAGGGUCAUCCUCGUCCCCGUGGUCCCCAACGCCGGCAAAAACUUUGCAGAACUUCUUGACAACUAUGACGGAAAUGUGGAGAACUGGCUGAGCAUCUCCAAAGAGCUGCAGGACGGAUUUAAGCCCAACUUCACCGAGCGCACCUGUCCAGUUCGGGAGUACAGGCUGGUUUCUCAGAGCAGCUCUGACAGCGACAACUCUCUGUCCAGCCUGACCGACGUUUCCACCGAUUACCAGCCCAUGCACAGCUACUCCUCCGCCUCCACCCUGCCGGCCCCAGCCGAGACCACCCAGGCCACGCCCGCCGCCCCCAGCGUGCUGUAACCCUGCAGCCCGCGUCGCAACAGCUGAUCACUGCAAAUAAAUCACUCACUUAAUACGCAAAACAUGAGGAAUCAAAUAUAGCAGAGGCCGAAAGAUGACAGGAGACUGGACGGAUGGCCUUUUCUCAGCGCAGGUGGAGCCGCUGACAUCAGAGCGAAUCGCUUCACUGCUCGUGAUGAGGGUGAGCGAUACGGCAAGGAUUUAACAUGGUGAUACUUUUGGCGAUGCACAUAUCAUGAUAGCUCUUUUUUCUGUUUUUUUCUGAAGUUGGACAAAAUGGUGAAAAAACAUGAAUUAAAGAAAGAAACCAUUUAAGAAGGAAAAAAGAAAUAGAAUAAUAAAAAAAUAAAAGAACAAAAAAAUAUAUAAAUACAUCAGUUUAUUGAUAUAAUGGGCAGCUAUUCAAUCAGCUACGUUAUUUUGCAGUUUAUACAGUUAUCUUAUAAAGUACAGGAUCUUUAUAAUUGGUCUAAAUCUGUCUUUAUGAUCUAUACGUUUAUUUACUGUAUUUAAUUAACAUGAUGCUUUUUAUAUCAUGACAUUUCUUUUUUGUGAUGUGUGAAGUUGAAAAAAAUGCUGGAAAAACAUUUAAGAAUGAAAAAGAGGAACAUCUAUCUAUGUAGCUAUCUAUAUAUACAUACGUGUGUGUGUGUGUGUGUGUGUGUCAUAAUGGGCAGCUAUCCAAUGUUACUUUGCUAUUUGUACAGUUACUCUAUGCUGGUUGUUGUUUACCGUUUACAGGCUCUUCAUGAUUGUUCUAAAUCUGUCUUUAUGAUGCAAGCAUUUUUUAUCAUAAUGCUUUUUUCAUAAUGCACAUAAUCAUAAUAUUUCUUUUUUUCUGAUGCUGGCCAAAAUAUUUAGAAUGAAAAAUGGAAAAAGGGAACAGUAUAUAUCCAGUUUGCACAGUCACUCUAUGCUGGUUGUUGUUUACAGUUAACCAUUACAUACUCAGAAAAGAGUAUUGUGAUGAAUUUAUCUCAAUAACAGUAUCAUACUGUCAUAUCGUCCAGCUCUAGUUUGUGCAAUAAGAAGACAUUAGAGAAUAUUUUAGUCUGAGGGAGUUUCAUCCACUGAUUACUGUCCAGAGUACAAUCAGAGUGAGAGUUUACAUUCACUGAAAACCCCAUUACUGAUUUUCUGUUGAACUCUUUAUAUGAAUUUUGCGUAUGGAUGAAAAAGCCAGGAACUCAAAAACUGAGUAUCGCUAAAGAAUAAAUGUUUUUCUGCUGGACGAGCUGGACAGUGAUGGAUUUCUCAAAUAAGUGUCGACAGCAAGAAUGAAAGUUGCUUGUUUAGUACUGUUUGCCCUGGUGGUCUUCACAGGGGUUUCGUUGGGCAACAGCAAAUUCAGCCCUCAUUAAACUACCACUGCCCGCUCCGCUCUGUCCAGCAUCUCUGAACGGUCAGGGCUGCAGCCGAGUCCAGCUGACUGAGGCCUACAAAUAACAGCAGUUAAUGGAAAGGUUACAUUUUAUUUGAACGGCCCCUUAUAGAUGAUCUACACGUACUUAAUGUUUGUGUAAGUUUAGGGUUGAAGUUAAAGGGGGACUCCACCUUUUUUCCAAAAUUCCUCCAUAACUCAGUGUGUGAGAUGUAAACAGAGUGGUUCAGAUUGGUUUGGUGUGAAAUGGUUCAGAUGUCUUUACAGUGG
Colossoma macropomum (tambaqui) is the source of this 2899-nucleotide messenger RNA. It is a transcript of the gene il2rga, whose product is annotated as interleukin 2 receptor, gamma a. Gene Ontology annotation, molecular function: protein binding; cytokine receptor activity. Gene Ontology annotation, biological process: cytokine-mediated signaling pathway. The record is from RefSeq and is a predicted model, not a curated record. Lineage: Eukaryota; Metazoa; Chordata; Actinopteri; Characiformes; Serrasalmidae. The transcript has 9 exons. Gene Ontology annotation, cellular component: external side of plasma membrane. Bases 115 to 1248 code for a protein of 377 amino acids.